AAGACAUUAAGAACAAGUUGUAUUACCCUUGGAAAACAAAGGUUUGAUCCAUCAUGUCCAUAAAGUUGUCCACCUCAGAUGGUCUGAGCCAGGAGUUUGCGGAUUCAGUCAAGAACCUGCAAAAGGAUGGCGNUCAUUUCAAAAGAGCCGUUGUUACCUCAGGAACUUGGAUCUUCUACGCCCAUAAAUUAUACAAUGACGGAAAAGCUGGUCUAGCUGACUACAAGGUUCUCCAACCCGGAGCAAAUGAAGACAUCUCAUGUGUGAAUGGCUCCAUGUAUCUCCUUGAAGACCAAGUGGAAGGAAUCAUUCUGUUCGAGCACAGUAACUACGGCGGAGAAAGGAAGUGGUUUGAAGAAAGUUGCUCAGAUGUGAACCCCUAUUUCCAAAGCGGGAGAAGCGCAGGGGUUUCCUCAGCCAUCGUGUUAUCCAAGAACCAGCAAUUUGCCAUCUUCGCCAGUUCCAACUAUAAGGGUCUGCAACAGCAACUUGAUGGAGGCAAGUGGUAUGUGAAUCCAAACGCCAUGAAAUUCCCCAACGAUCAACUGCAGAGCUUCCGCAAGAUAUGAGAUAACCAAUCUGACAGGCUCUAUGCUUUCAUUUCUUAGAAAAUUUUUCUCUUUUUUCUUUUGUUUAUUCUUUGCUUGUUUCUUGUUUUGGCCUCAUUGCUAACCUUUGAGUGCUGAAGAUUUUGUAAAACAAAACUUUUCAGUUCAGCAUAGUACUUUGAAUCAUUGAUACGAUUUAAAUAAAAGAAGCUUGUUGUUAAGUUAA
This is a messenger RNA of Stylophora pistillata, 774 nucleotides long. RefSeq lists its product as uncharacterized. Lineage: Eukaryota; Metazoa; Cnidaria; Anthozoa; Scleractinia; Pocilloporidae. The record is from RefSeq and is a predicted model, not a curated record.